Molecule: messenger RNA, 276 nt
Organism: Caenorhabditis remanei
Lineage: Eukaryota; Metazoa; Nematoda; Chromadorea; Rhabditida; Rhabditidae
Exons: 1
Coding region: 1-276 (91 amino acids)
Source: RefSeq, a predicted model, not a curated record
AUGACUGCAGUGGGUCCCACAAUCAAUACCAACGGGUUAUUUGUUCGAAAUCCAAAUCUACCGGAAAUCGAACCCCAGGCCGCACAUACUUCAAUUAACCCAUCUACUAGCGCAUCGACUAGCACAACGGUUACCCCUGUUAUCCCAAUUGGUAACAAUAAUCCUAACAAUAAUAAUGGUGAGAAGUCAUGGCUCCGUCGAUUUGUCACAUUGCCCUUAAACCUGAUGAAAGUCUGUGUCGGCACUAAAAAAGAAGAACCAGUGCCAGAAGAGUAA